GCAACACGGAUACGCAUGGAGCCUCCAUCACCUCCAGUCCCUUUUACGCACCGAGUCCGAUAAUGCGCGCAGGUACAGGGACCCCAGUCGCCACGUUUUCCGCCGCCGCACUCUCAAAUUAAUCUCAUUUUAAAGGACUAAUAUGAAAGAAGUGGAUGUAGAGGUCUGACAGAGCCACGAAAGGAGGCGUAUUUCUCUUUGGAUCGUUCUUGUUUUCCAUCACCCGAGCGUCAGCAUGGAUGUCUUGGCGAACCACAGUAUCUUUCAGGAACUUCAGCUGGUCCACGACACCGGCUACUUCUCCGCCAUGCCUUCGCUGGAAGAAAACUGGCAGCAGACCUGCCUAGAAUUGGAGCGCUACCUGCAGACGGAGCCCAAGCGUCUGUCUGAGCUUUUCGACCAAGACUUGGAAGGCCUCCUAACUCCGGCUUACCUGAAGGAGGAUGGGGAGGAGGAGCUUUCAGAAACCCUGCUUCCAAGCUUGCCAAACCUCCCUGAACCUCCGAGCCCACCUUCUGUGAUCCUCUGCCCAACACGGAAGAACCUUCCCUCAAGUGGAGUGAUGAGAAGAGACCUCAAACCCAAAGGGCAGGGGCUGGAAAAUGUAGAAGGGAUGGAAGGCGUCCACCAGGCCCAGCUGAGUGCCGUCACCUCCCUGACACCCCCUUCGUCGCCGGAACUGGGCCGACACCUCUUCAAACCCAACCAGACGCUGACGGCCUCGGCCGACGGGACGCUCACCUUGAAGCUGGUUGCCAGGAAGGUGGGGAUAAGUGCGGCCCGGCUGGUGGCGGGGCACUCGCUUCCUGACCGGAUGAAAGAUGAAGAAGAAGGGGCUGCAUGCGGGAUCGGGGUCGGAGAGUUACCAGAAAACAAGAAAAGGAUCCACCGUUGUCAAUUCAACGGCUGCCGGAAGGUGUACACCAAGAGCUCCCACCUAAAGGCCCAUCAGAGGACGCAUACAGGUGAGAAGCCGUACAAGUGCUCGUGGGAGGGCUGCGAGUGGCGAUUCGCCCGGAGCGACGAGCUGACGAGGCACUACCGCAAACACACCGGCGCCAAGCCUUUUAAGUGCAACCACUGUGACAGGUGUUUCUCAAGGUCGGACCACUUGGCGCUACACAUGAAGAGGCACAUCUGAGGAAUUCGAGAGAGGUCAGCGGGAGUGGAAGAGAGAGGAUGAUGAGGACGGAGGAGGAGUGGAAGUAGGAAAGGGAGCAUCUUCUGCAGAAACAUAACACCGUGGUUGCCAGAUGAGGAAGAGAGAGAUUGAUGGUCUCGAAAAAAACACCAGAUUCGGUAGAGUGGACGGAGAGUGACGGAAAACACGUGAACUGAUCCUGAGGGGCUCCGUCAAUCUGUGCCGACCAGUUGGUCCAUGAUUCUGUGGUGACUUGUCGUCACCUUGCAAAUGUCCCCCAUGUGUCGUCAUGUGGACAAUACAGACGCUUCAUCCCACCCUUCGUAUGUGUCGUGGAGGGGACGUCUCGUGACGGGCGGGCAGGAGGGUGGACCACGUGUCUGUAGCUGGCAGCUCUUAACUUUGGUCGUGGUCCCGUCGGUGAACGCUUCCAAAAUAUUAGCCCUGUUUUUGCAGCAGUGCUCCAUGUGCCGGAGAGAGUACGCCAACGCCAAACCGGACUAGUUGUACAGUUAUUAUUGUGCAGAUCCAAGAGCAUAACUUGAUUUGAAGCUAACAUAUGCUAAACAAAGCAAGCAAGUAGGGCCUCCGUCACUCCCUCAACCUUAACAAUUCCCCCAAAGGGUUUAUUCUCACAUAUAUUGGACAAAUAUUAAUUUGACGGUUUUUCAUGUGACCUCUGUCACAGCAGCCAGCUGGAUCCAUUUAGAAAAUCCAUCUGGUUUGAUGGCACUGGAGCGCUUGUUUGAAUGGAGUGUUGGAUUGGAUUUCCCGAGGACUUGAAGAUUGGAGUUGCACUGAUGUACUGUGAAGACUGAUUGAGGUCAUCCGGGGGGCUGGGAAUGCUUUAUGAACAUGAUCCAUCGAGGGUUACCGCUGGAUGAGGCUAACUAAUCUACUCUGGGAAAGACUCCUUCAACAUCGGCUGAGUUUCUCAAGAGGAUGCCGGGAGGCUCUCGAGAGUGUUUUUCUUCUCUGGCAUCUUAGCUCUUAUGUCACAAACUGUUGCACAAUUGACUCUUUGCAGACUUUUUGUAAAAAAUAAAAUGAAAUAAAUAAAAGCGCCACUGUCUUGAACCAGGAGACAAUUUGGGACUCGCUGGCUUACACAUGCCAUCGGAGCGUGGGCAGCCACAUGCACAAUUCGAAGCAGCUAGCUGACUGCGAUAGCACACCGAACAUGAACAAGAUCAUGACGUAUGUAAAGGCUAUAAUGUUUCUAAGAGAAUAUUCUCCUAUUUGUUCAAAAGAGACAGUUGAAAAGAUCACUUUGAAGAACUCAUCGGGAAUGGGUGCAGCCAAAAAAAAAAAGAAAGAAAAAGAAGUGUCUACAGUAGAUGCCUGAAAUGAUCUCUUUGGCCUUUGAGAGUGAUUGGCACCUUACUAGCCACUAAGUUGAGGAGGGAUUUGUCCUGUUCACACCACCCACGCAGAAUUCUUCCAAUUUAGCAGCUCUCAGACUUUAUUUCAGGAAAAUAAAGCAGCUCUUUGAAUUUGGUCCUAUGCAUAUCCAAGGACAUUCCUGCUGACUUCCUGAUGCAUGUCUGAAUGCAGAGUCUACCCUACUGGAUGCAGAAGGACUUGCAGAGGACAUAAAUUCAAUCAAUUGGGUGGCUCUCCUCAGAGCAAAUCAAUGUGAAUGUAUCUGUUGCUGGGCCCAUGAUAACACAUAAUUGUGGUCGGUCAUGCCAGACGCCAUUUGUGUUUGUACUUUGUCUUUUUCCGUCAUUAUAAAUGAAUGAUUGGACUUGGGACAUCCAGCCAGUCACGGCUGGAAGCUUUUGACAUUUUACUGGUUGCACCGGCCCAGCGGGAGGUCGCGAGUGCUGAUUUGGAGUGGGUGGUAUAAUGGGUUAGGGAAGGCCAGAUAUGCUCAGUCAGCAAUGAUAACUGCCCCAUCAGCUCAUGAAAUGGGAGUGGAGUGGAACCCACGCGCACAAAGAGAAAAGUACAUUCACUUCCAGACAACUGGAAUUUGCAUUAUUCCUGUGUGACCUGACAAAUAAAAUUCAAAAUCUUUAAUCGACAAAUAUAUCUUGAAUGAACAGAGGUUCGACUCGAGGGCACACAAAUCAAAGAGGCAGCUCGGACAAAAGUAGAUUGUUGAGAUACUGGCAAAGUUUAUGGAAACAGCUUUGUCGGGGCGUUAGUACUUUAUUUAUUAGCAAGAAUAUUUUGAGGCAAACUGAGGUGCAUUUCAACUUUGGGUGUGAGGGCAGUCCAGCUCAAUCAUAUCUAGACAUGAUCUGUCCUGUAGACGCCACAGGAAGUCCUGCUUUGCAUAAAACAUAAAGCGAAAGUCCAUAAUGUGGAAACAACAGCUCGUUUUUCUUUCAUAUUGGAGACAGGCCUUGACUGAUUUAGGUUUAACUGCUGCUUUAAAUUCAGUGAGACCAAACAUUCUCACAAGGAUGCAGCUAUACGUCACUGUUCAACACAAGUCGUCAAUACUUCAAACGCUUGAGAAUCUCUUUGCAGAUGAUGUGAUACUGUUUGUCUGAGAUGAGUGUCAGCCUGACCCUUCAUGUGAAAGAUAAAAUGAAGAAUAGCAGCUUUACCCACGAGGUUAAAAAACUGUAUAAUCGAUGGCAGCUCUAUUUGUGUGUUUCAGUAUUUCAAUGGGAUGCCUUCCUGUUGAACUGAAUGUGUGGGAAGCGGAGGAGUGUUGUCUUUUUUUUUGUUUUUUUUGUUGCAGUCAAGGUUUUUUUUUGACUGAAAUGUUUUUAUUUGAAUUUAGACUUGAAGGAGCCAAAACCACAGAAAUAUCACAAUUAGAGGAUAGUUAAAUAUUUGACUGUUCUUCUUCUGAGCUGACUCAAACAAAUUGUUCUCUCCACGUCUUGACUGGGAUUUUUCAAAUGUGAAUGUGUCUUCUGGAAAGGUCGUUUCAUGUCGUCUCCGAGGCUGUGGCUCGGUUCCGUGUCAUCUUAAUGAAUGAUUGUCAAUUCUGCCGUGCCUGUGUGUUCUUCGUCCGUUUGUAUUUGCACUCUGCAAUUUUUUUUGAAGGAAAAAAAAAAGAAGGAAUCACCUCUUGCAUAUCUGAUGUUUUCUGUCUGCCUGUGAAGUCCGCUACACUUCAAACCGCGACGACCCUUGGUGAUGAAACAUUGAUCACGAAGUCUGUACAGUCUUUUUUUUUAGCACAAAUGUACACACACUCAUGCACACAUGGACAUGCAUGCAUCCGUACGUUCACCAAAACUCACACGCAUACAUUCACAAAUCCUAAUUCCAUGUAGUCUCCUUGUGUGUUUUUCACCGUUUUUCACAUUCUGAAAGGCAGAGACUGCAGCUCCUGCUCUCAGCUUCAGAGUGGGGGUACAUGCAUUACUAUGUGUGACGCCACCUCUGUUUCCACCAGGUCUGAAUUUUAAAUCAAACGCACCCCCUUUUUCUACCAGCAUUUUCUCAUUCCUCCCCUCUCCCGGCCUUCCCUCCCCCCACCUCCCUUCCAUUUUCUCCGAUAUGAUCCCUUUCAACUCUUCCUCUCUUCGGUCCAACCCCCCACCACCACUACCACCACCACUUCUGCCCCUGCCUUUCCCCUUCUCCACCUUUUUUCUUCCCUCUGUUGUCUUUCUCCUUUUCUUUCUCUGUACAAAGUGUUUCAAAUUUAUUAUUUGUAUAUUAUGACGUAUGGGUACGAUAAUGUUCUUUAUUAUGGAAAAAUGAGAAAGAUUUAUUUUUGUUACCGGUUUGUUUCAUAAUUCCUUUUUUAAAUUGGUAUUGUAAUAUCUCUAUGCAAGGAACUGUUCGGUGAAUCGUUUUUAUUUAAGAAUGUAAUUAUGUGUAAUAAAUGGUAGAAGCAG
This is a messenger RNA of Mugil cephalus (flathead mullet), 4950 nucleotides long. RefSeq names its product Kruppel-like factor 7a (gene klf7a). The transcript has 4 exons. The record is from RefSeq and is a predicted model, not a curated record. The coding region runs from base 236 to 1141 and encodes 301 amino acids. Gene Ontology annotation, biological process: regulation of transcription by RNA polymerase II. Lineage: Eukaryota; Metazoa; Chordata; Actinopteri; Mugiliformes; Mugilidae. Gene Ontology annotation, molecular function: DNA-binding transcription factor activity, RNA polymerase II-specific; RNA polymerase II cis-regulatory region sequence-specific DNA binding.